AUGCUCCCCGGAAGAGGAGGAGCAGAGGCCCAGGACUGGCAUUUGGACAUGCAGCUGGCAGGCCAGGUGGUGCUGUCCGCCGCUGCCCUGCUCCUGGUGGCCGUGGCCUACAGGCUGUACAAGUCGAGGCCUGGUCAGGCCCCACUGGGGGCCAGGAAGGCCAAGGCCGAGGCCAAUGAGGAGGCCGAGGGCACCGGGAAGCCUGUGGUCCAGGGGGCUGCUCCUGGGGCACCGCACUGGGUGCUGAGACGCCGGAGGGGAAGCAAGGGGGCCAGAGAGGAGCCGGGCUGUGGCUGCGAGAAUCAGGGGGACUCCCAAGUCCUGGCAACAGGACCCUCUCCCGAAGACUCAGAAGCCCGAGAGGCUCGGGAGCCCGAGGAGAAAGGCGCUGGUGAGGAAGGGGGUGGGCAGUGCCCGGACUCUGAGCUGGAGCCUCGUCACUGCUGUGGCCAGGAAGCCGGAACAGCUGCUGGCGGCGAGCCCGAGCUGCCCCACCACCCCCAUCCGGGCAGCGUGUCCCAAAGCUCCCACACUGGCCUCGCCACGGAGGACGGCGGCAGUGUAGGCAGCGAGCCUGCCCCAUGGCAGGACGGCGGCGCCCCGGGUCAGCCAGGGCCCGGGGAGCAGGAAGCCGCCCCCACCAACCGGAUGGCCCACGUGGAAGGCGAGAGUGACAUGAGCAAGAGCUGGGUCUUCACCCGCGGGACGGGGGUCCACAGGGAAGAGGCCAGGGCCCUCCAGGCCACCGCGGACAUGGGCCUGACCCUGCUUCAGCAGGAGGGAGCCACCAGCGCCUCCUUCACCUACUCGUCGGUGGCCCGGGUUCGUGUGGAGGAGAAUUUCCUACAGGAGAAGGUGGGGGGGAUUGGGCCCAGGCUGAAGGGCAAGGUGUACGAUUACUAUGUGGAAUCCACCUCUCGGGCCACCUCCAAGGGCAGGCUGGCCCCCAGAACCGCUGCCCUGGCUGAGGCUCCGCCCCCCGUGCCCCUGCCAGGCCCCCCAGGGACCGGGGCAGCUUCAGGAGGCCGUGCUGAGGACGGGGAAGGUGGAGCCGAGACACCCACCUCCUCGCAGCCUGUGCUGUCGCCCUCCACGCAGGGUUUCAGCAGGAAGGACAGCCUCGUCCGGAUCCUGGAGGACCCAGAGCUCCAGCUGCAGCUAGAUGGCUUUGGGGCCCCCACUCCGUCCUGCCCAGAUGGGAGUGCCCUGCCUGGCCGUCCUCUACCCUGGGCUUCUCUCGGGUCCAGCUCCGCCGGAAGCAGCGGGGAGCCCCACGUGCAGCUGGUGGCGGGGACCAAUUUCGUCCACCUCCCACUGGCCCCCGGCGUCCACCUGGAUCUGGGCAACUGCUACCAGGUACUGACCUUGGCCAAGAGGCAGAAGCUGGAGGUGCUGCAGGAGGCAGCCUACAAGGUCAUGAGUGACAACUAUCUCCAGGUCCUACGCAGCCCCGACAUCUACGGGUGCCUGAGCGGGGCCGAGAGGGAGCUGAUCCUCCGGCAGCGGCUGCAGGGCUGCCAGCACCUGGUGGUGGCCGACGUGUGCCCCCAGGAGGGCUCCGGCCGUCUCUGUUGCUAUGAUGAGGAGCGGGACGCCUGGCACCCCCUGGCCUGUCUGCCCCCCGAGGCCGUGUCCCGAGGCUGUGCCCUCUGCAGUCUCUUUAAUUACCUCUUCGUGGUGUCCGGCUGCCAGGGGCCCGGGCGCCAGCCCUCCAACCGCGUCUUCUGCUACAACCCUCUGACGGGGAUCUGGAGCGAGGUGUGCCCGCUGAACCAGCCCCGGCCGCACUGCCGGCUGGUGGCGCUGGACGGCCACCUGUACGCCAUCGGGGGUGAGUGUCUGAACACGGUGGAAUGCUAUGACCCCCGCCUGGACCGCUGGACCUUCGUCCCACCGCUCCCCAACGACACCUUCGCCCUGGCGCACGCGGCCACGGCCUGCGCCGGGGAGCUGUUCGUCACGGGCGGCACCCUGCGCUACCUGCUGCUCCGCUUCUCGGCCCAGGGGCAGCGCUGGCAGGCGGGCCCCACGGGGGGCGGCAAGGACCGCACUGCCGAGAUGGUGGCGGUCAACGGCUUUCUCUACCGUUUUGAUCUCGAUCGCGGCCUGGGCAUCAGCGUGUACCGCUGCGGCACCAGCGCCCGCCUCUGGUACGAGUGCGCCACGUACCGGGCGCCUUACCCCGACGCCUUCCAGUGCGCCGCGGUGGGUGACCGCAUCUACUGCGUGGGGCGCCAGCGCACGCUCUGCUUCCUGGCCGACCCCGUCUCGCCCAGGUUUGUGCCCGAGGAGCUGCGGAGCUUCCCCUCCCCGCGGGGCACCCUGCUGCCCACCGUCCUGACCCUGCCCGUCCCCGAUGUGCCUCAGACCAGGGUCUAGCUCUCCCGCUCUGCUGGACUUCUCCUGCAAAACCGGGAAGCAAAAAGCACCCCCCACCUGCCACUCCGUGAGCCCUUUCUGGGAGAGCAGGCAGCUCAGGCGUUCGGCCAACACGAGGUGAAUUCUAACCCUACCGCCUCCUCUGGCCGGGGCCCUCGGGUGCGUCUUUGCUGUGGGUGGGAUGCAGGGGCGCGGAGUGAAGAUAGAACCAGGGACCAGUGCUCUGAGGCUGAGGGCAGCCACGUAUGCAGGGAGGAGCGCCAUCUAGCUUCAAAUCUGAAUUCUUGGAGGAAGGGAUAUCAGGGUCCUGCCAAAGUUCAGGGGUGCACCUGAUCCCAACCACAGUUCCCGAUGCCAGUUGACCCCCAGGAACCCCUCAAGCCGACCCCGCUGGAGGUGGGCCAGCUCUCUAUAAACCACCAGGGUCCCUUCCUAAACACUGGCCACUGAGCUCCUACCUCCAGGGUUCCCAGAAGCACCUGGGAGGUAGUUCUGGCGGUGCCAAGAGCCCUGGGGAGCCCCCAGGGGGUGGCCAGAGGAGAGAUGUUCAUAGAAGUCGACCCCCGAGAGUUGGAGCUGCCCGUGGGACCCUCGCCUGCAGAGCACAGUGGCCAUUACCCACUUCGCUUUUUCUCGUUACAUAGAAUCCUAGUAUACCAGGAAGAGAAGCCUCCAAUGAGCAGACAUUUAAAAGCAUAUAUCUUGCAGUGGUCCACUAAGAACACAGUGAUCCCACAUCUGAGGUCUCAGGAGACAGGAGAGGAUGUUCUCUGUCGACACCCGUCCUCCUGGGCUCUCCCACAUGGGCCCAAUGCUAACUGACCACUGACUCCCUCCCCAGAGCUCAGAGCCUGCACGAUACAGCUGUCCAAACAACACAGCCCUCACCUCGGGGAGCAGGGGCAGCCACUGCCAGCCACCACCCCCCACCCGGUGAGAGCCGGUGAGAGAUGUUGGCAUGAUUUCUCCUCCCUGUGCCCUGCGGUCACCUGAUCUGCCUGGUCAGACGGGAGAGCAGGUGCGUGGUGGAGCUGAGGAACUAGAAAAUCACACAGGACACUGGGACUGCCUCCCACAUCAGGGUUGGUAAUCUUGGAAAGGGCAGAGACCUUCCAGCCCAGGAAGUUGCCCGUUCUUCCCGGAGGGGAGGGAGAGAGAUCAGUCCGAUCUCUUGCCGCAGCCCCAUUCCCUCGCUGCAGAUGACACAUACGCGGAUAGAAGGGCAGUGAUGCUCGUGGUGCCAGGGCGGUUGGGACCACUUCUAAAGUGACAAGCGGCCUGGAGAAAAGAAGUAGAGAGGGGGGUGCACCAGGGCAGGCCUGACAAGUGGGGAGCUAAGAAUGCUUUGGAUUUCAGCAUUCCUACCUUGAAAAUGGGAAGGACAGCUCAUGGCCUUCUCUGCCAGAGAAAUGAGAACACCUAGGGAAAGUCCUCCCCAAAUUCCCCCGGAGGGUCUGGACAGGCGCUCGUGUUCACUGCAGCUGCUGGGGCCGGCCAGGGUCUUCCUGGAAAAUGCACGAUUAGAACAAGGAGUAACAGGGAAGUUGGCAUGGAGAUGAGAACUUUCAUUGGGCCACUCAGAGCCACUGUCCCCAUCCUAGGGCCUGGAAAGUGAGGCUGCCUAGUUUAUUCUCAAGUUGGAGCUUGGUGACCCCACAUCCCCUGCCAAGGCCACGCUCAAGCUCAGAACCAACACUCAGGCAAGAGCCUCCGAAGGGCUGUCGGUGGUGAAGCGGGGGUAACUCAGCAACACGACUGAGAGGCGGCAUGGGCACCAUGAUGCCAGGGUGAGGGUUGCUGGGAAGGCAAACCCCAUCUGGGAGCUGGGGGUCGGAUGGAGCCAGAUCCAGCCCCCAAGGGCAGACCUCCAGCAAGGAGCCAGGCGAUGGACUAGACCACAACAAGCAGGGAGGCUCCAAGCCGAGGGUG
Molecule: messenger RNA, 4308 nt
Organism: Ailuropoda melanoleuca (giant panda)
Lineage: Eukaryota; Metazoa; Chordata; Mammalia; Carnivora; Ursidae
Gene: KLHDC7A
Product: kelch domain containing 7A
Exons: 1
Coding region: 1-2379 (792 amino acids)
Molecular function (GO): protein binding
Source: RefSeq, a predicted model, not a curated record